GAGAUUUUAAUUAUUUUUUUGUGUUUCAGAAUAUUUUUAUUAUUUUAAUUAUCCCGGAUGCAGCCAGGCGGGCGUUUUUUGCUGCUUUUCAAUCGCUUUAGCUCUACGUUCUUUGUUUCUUUUCUUCAUUAUACUUGCUGGUGUUUGGAUUUGUUUAUAGUUUGAGCUAUUGUUUUAAGUUAGAGGUGAGGUUUUGCAGGGUUGUUUUAGUUCGAAAUGGUGCCGAAUAAAUGCGUUGGAGAUUUGCUUUGUAUGCCAGCAUUUUGGAUGGUAUUUGCCAGUUUCAGUUGUCUAGUUUCCUUCGUAGAUCACAGGCCUGCGUUCAUAGCUUGAUGUUUGAAUGCAUUUUAUAGUACUUUUUUUUAAAUGCAUUUUAUUAUCGUGGCGAAAGAAUAGGUAGGAAUACCUGCGUGAAUUGUUUGCCUAAUUGAAUAUAAUGUGAAUGUGAAAAUGGAAGAUACUAUAGUUGUUUAACUCUACUCCUUAAGAAGAUACUGUUUUUGUCAUUGCUGGACAUAUUUUCAGUUUAGCAUAAAGAACAUUAUAAGUUGUAAGGUUACCUGAUAUGGAAUCAAUUUGGGACACAGAUGUAGCAUUUGUAAAGAUUCUGGUCUUCCAAAAUAGAACCAUCAUCAUCACUUAGCUAACUGCAGGGGAUUAAAUAAUCUGAAACAAUGGAAGCUGAUGCAUUGGAAAGGUUGAGAAAUUGCGAGGGAGCAUAUGAUCUUGAUAGUGAUUCUGAGGCCUAUGUUGACGACUCAGUUGAUGAUGACCUUUGCUACGCAACAGGUGACAUACCCAAGUUGCAAUUUAGAAAGGAGGCUUCGAAGGCACAGUGGGUGCAAGAGUUGGGAAUGGCUGAAGUACUGGAGAAAAAAGGCAAAAUGUGGAUUACAACUGGAAUAGUUCGAGAUGGAAAAACUUAUCUUUCGAUGGAAGAAACUUUGUAUUUGGCUGAAAUUGGUGCAUUGAAUGUCAUCGGUGUUGAUGGUACACAACUUCCUUUGAAUGAUCUGUAUGGAAAGGUAGCAGAAGACAAGAAUAGGCAUGGAUGCUCUUGGGAAUCUUUUGAAGUUUUCCGGCACCUCAAGUUUCUCGGUUACAUUGUUGGCCGCCAUGGUGUCCCUUGGACUAUUAAGAAAUUUAAAAUUAAGAUUGAUGAUCGCGAAGAUAUUACAGAACAUGGCAACGGUAAAGAACAAGUAUUGGAAGACAACCAUUUCAUCAUCAAGCAUUUUAGUAACUUGCACUUGGAUGAAAAAAGACCAAUAUUUGAUGUUUACUCUCCUAAUAGCAAGUUUAAAAAGUCUGCCCCGGGUGCUCCAUCUUUUCAUCUUUGCCUUUCCAGCGGCCAACCUCCGUCAAAGAAAGAAAUCGAAGAUCUUGAGGCACAUUACAAUGGGUGUCCGGUAAAGUUUUGUACAGUUGAGCAUGGGCGGGUCAGUUUCUUUUCGUUCGACCAAGUUGAGCUGCCCAUCCUUCCAUAACUGUUAAUACUGGUCAAGGAGCCAAAAAAAACAAAAAGUAUGAGUUUUUUCUUGUAUGGAGAAACCGAAGAGAGAUGAGAUGCAAGGAAAGUCCUCGAUUUGCAGGUAUAGAGAAAUCGAUAGUGAAAAAAGGUGAGGAAAAUUAAAGUUCUUGUAGAAUGUUAGAAUAUAUUGAGGCAAGAAGAGAUGAAGAAAUUUAUUAACAAUUACAUAUAAUGGUCUCACUUGUAAUCUAAAGCAUCAAACUGAUCAAUAGCAAAAGUGAUAGAAAAACAAGUGUGAGUUGAAGGAUGUAAGGUAUAAUGUCGAAAGUAUUUUCGAAUAAUAAGAGUUUGUUUUGCAAUUCCAAAGCAUUUUGGUUAUGUAGGGAUGACAAUAUGUUUGAGUAGACCCGGAUGUAAAUUCGACCCAUUUAUUUGUGAUUGGGUCCAAUUAUUCGGGUCAAAGGUGGAUCCUGUUCGGAUUCGAUUAAUAUAUUAAUAAUAUAUCAAUUAUAUAUAUGAUUUUUGAUACUUACAUUGAGACGACUUUGAACUAUUAAAAGCAAUAUGCAUUAGAUUAUUGAAUAGUGGCAAUAAAAUAAACUAUUUUAA
This is a messenger RNA of Andrographis paniculata, 2080 nucleotides long. RefSeq lists its product as uncharacterized. Bases 675 to 1487 code for a protein of 270 amino acids. Gene Ontology annotation, biological process: tRNA-type intron splice site recognition and cleavage. Lineage: Eukaryota; Viridiplantae; Streptophyta; Magnoliopsida; Lamiales; Acanthaceae. The record is from RefSeq and is a predicted model, not a curated record. The transcript is spliced from 6 exons. Gene Ontology annotation, cellular component: tRNA-intron endonuclease complex.